Molecule: messenger RNA, 2745 nt
Organism: Opisthocomus hoazin
Lineage: Eukaryota; Metazoa; Chordata; Aves; Opisthocomiformes; Opisthocomidae
Source: RefSeq, a predicted model, not a curated record
GCGGUUGUGCGUAUGGAUGAGCGCCGGGAGGAGCAGAUCGUGCAGCUGCUGAGCGCCGUCCAGGCGAAGAGCGACAAGGAGCAGGAGGCCAUGUCCUGGUGGUCUGGGGACGAAGACGGCCCGACUCCAGAGCAGCCUGCGAAAGUGAAAACAGAUGCUGAAACACCUCCUGUCAGGCAGAGACUGGUCUUGGAAAAAACAUCUCUUGAUCGGGAUGUGGAAUAUCUCUUUGAAACAAAUGAGCAAGAUACUGAUUUAGAUGAGCAGCUUAAAGAAGACUUAAGAAAGAAGAAGUCUGAUCCCAGAUAUAUUGAAAUGCAGAGAUUCCGAGAGAAACUCCCUUCAUAUGGAAUGAGACAGGAGCUUGUAAACCUUAUAAACAAUAAUCGAGUAACUGUGAUAAGUGGUGAAACUGGUUGUGGAAAGACAACCCAAGUGACACAGUUCAUCUUGGAUGAUUAUAUAGAACGAGGAAAAGGGUCUACGUGCCGGAUUGUUUGUACUCAGCCUAGGAGGAUCAGCGCCAUCUCGGUGGCUGAGAGAGUUGCUGCUGAAAGGGCAGAAGCCUGUGGUAAUGGCAAGAGUACAGGAUACCAAAUUCGUCUACAGAGUCGGUUACCAAGGAAACAAGGUUCAAUUUUAUACUGUACCACAGGAAUCGUCCUGCAGUGGCUCCAGUCAGAUAAGCACUUGUCCAGCAUUAGUCAUGUAGUCCUUGAUGAAAUUCAUGAAAGAAACCUUCAGUCAGAUGUUUUAAUGAGUAUUAUUAAAGAUCUUUUGAAUAUUCGUUUGGAUCUGAAAGUAAUACUAAUGAGUGCUACUUUAAAUGCAGAGAAGUUUUCGGAGUAUUUUGAUAAUUGUCCAAUGAUUCACAUACCCGGGUUCACUUUCCCUGUGGUGGAGUAUCUGCUCGAAGAUGUAAUUGAGAAGUUGAGGUAUACUCCAGAAAACACAGACCGUCGGCCACGGUGGAAGAAAGGCUUCAUGCAAGGACAUGUAAGCAGACCAGAAAAAGAAGAAAAAGAGGAAAUCUACAGGGAGCGAUGGCCAGACUACUUAAGGCAGCUGCAGGGCAGGUAUUCAGCAAGUACCAUCGAUGCCUUGGAAAUGAUGGAUGAUGACAAGGUCGACCUUGACCUUAUAGCAGCACUUAUCAGACACAUCGUUUUGGAAGAAGAGGAUGGGGCAAUUCUCGUGUUUCUUCCAGGCUGGGACAACAUCAGCACUUUGCAUGAUCUCUUGAUGUCACAAGUCAUGUUUAAGUCAGAUAGGUUUGUUAUCAUACCUUUACAUUCAUUGAUGCCUACUGUUAACCAGACACAGGUUUUUAAGAAGACCCCGCCAGGAGUAAGGAAAAUCGUGAUUGCUACCAACAUUGCAGAGACUAGCAUUACAAUAGAUGACGUCGUGUUUGUUAUAGAUGGUGGAAAAAUAAAGGAAACUCACUUUGACACACAGAACAACAUUAGCACAAUGGCAGCAGAGUGGGUUAGUAAAGCAAAUGCCAAGCAGAGGAAAGGUCGAGCAGGAAGAGUUCAGCCAGGCCAUUGUUACCAUCUGUACAAUGGACUACGUGCUAGCCUGCUGGAUGAUUAUCAGUUACCAGAGAUCUUGAGGACACCUUUGGAAGAACUCUGUUUACAAAUCAAGAUUCUAAGGCUUGGUGGAAUUGCUUAUUUCCUGAGCAAACUGAUGGACCCACCAUCUCGUGAUGCUGUAAUGUUGGCCAUAAAUCAUCUAAUGGAGCUGAAUGCUUUGGACAGACAAGAAGAACUGACGCCGCUGGGUGUCCAUUUGGCACGAUUACCAGUUGAACCGCAUAUUGGGAAGAUGAUCCUCUUUGGAGCUUUAUUCUGCUGCCUGGAUCCAGUACUUACAAUUGCAGCCAGCCUCAGCUUCAAAGACCCCUUCGUCAUUCCACUGGGCAAAGAGAAAGUAGCAGAUGCAAGAAGAAAGGAACUGUCAAAGAACACUAAAAGUGAUCAUCUCACUGUGGUGAAUGCUUUCACGGGCUGGGAAGAGACUCGGCGUCGUGGUUUCAGAACUGAGAAGGACUAUUGCUGGGAAUACUUCCUCUCUGCAAAUACACUCCAGAUGCUGCAUAACAUGAAAGGACAGUUUGCUGAGCAUCUCCUUGCAGCUGGGUUUGUGGAUAGCAGAGACCCCAAGGAUCCCAAAUCUAAUACCAACUCAGAUAAUGAGAAGUUGCUCAAAGCGGUCAUCUGUGCUGGUUUAUAUCCAAAAGUUGCAAAGAUCCGGCCAAGCUUCAGCAAAAAGAGAAAAAUGGUGAAGGUUUGCACCAAGACAGAUGGAACAGUUAAUAUUCAUCCGAAAUCGGUUAAUGUGGAAGAAACAGAGUUCCAUUAUAACUGGCUUGUCUACCAUUUGAAGAUGAGAACUAGCAGUAUUUACUUGUAUGAUUGUACAGAGGUCUCUCCGUACUGUCUCCUGUUCUUCGGAGGAGAUAUAUCCAUUCAGAAGGAUAAAGACCAGGAUACCAUCGCUGUGGAUGAAUGGAUUGUUUUCCAGUCUCCGGCAAGAAUAGCGCACUUAGUUAAGAAUUUAAGACAAGAGCUCGAUGAUCUUCUAAAAGAAAAAAUAGAAAAUCCCCAUCCCGUGGACUGGAAUGAUACUACAUCCAGGGAUACAGCAGUACUGACAGCUAUUAUAGACUUAAUCACAACACAGGAGAAUGAAAGUACCAGAAACUAUGCUCCGCGAUUCCAGAGCGAGCGCUUUAGUUGA